UUCAGCAGUGCCGCAUCGCAUAUAUGCACAUGUUAUAUUAUUCUCUCCCGUCAAGCCUGAACAAUCUGACACUCGGCCUCAAGGCCAAAGAUUUUCUCGGAGAAUUUCGCCAAACAGCAUGGAGUCAUGCCCUUCCAUAAAAAAUAUCCUGCUUUUGGAUUCUGAAGGGAAACGAGUCGCUGCUAAGUAUUACUCAGGUGACUGGCCCACAAAUAGUGCAAAGGAAGCAUUUGAGAAAGCUGUAUUUACCAAGACCCAGAAGACAAAUGCACGGACAGAAGCGGAGAUAGGAAUGUUUGAGAACAACAUCGUUGUUUACAAGUUUGUUCAAGACCUUCACUUUUUUGUUACUGGGGGUGAAGAUGAAAACGAGCUCAUCUUAGCCACUGUUCUUCAGGGAUUUUUUGAUGCAGUUGGCCUUCUUCUCAGGGGUAAUGUGGAAAAGAAGGAGGCACUAGAAAACUUGGAUCUCAUUCUGUUAUGCCUCGAUGAGAUUGUUGAUGGCGGUAUUAUUCUUGAGACAGAUGCAAAUGUCAUAGCAGGGAAGGUUGCAAGUAAUAGCAUAGAUGCUGGAGCUCCUUUGUCCGAGCAGACAAUAAGUCAAGCAUUAGCCACCGCACGUGAACAUCUAACAAGAUCCCUUCUUAAAUGAUGAAUCUUUAUUUAUUUAUUUUUCUUUUGUUUUUGUGUGUGUUGGGGGGGGGGGGGGGGGGGGGGGGGGGAUUCAGAGAAGCAGAGGAUCAAGGACGGAACCUUUUUUUUUAUUUUUUUCACUUUCCAGUUCCAUUAUAAUGGGUGUACUAGUUUAUAAGCAUAGAAUUCAUUUCGAUAUUCAUGUCUGGAUGUUAGUAACUUCGUGCAUUCUUUUAUUUAUUUAUUUCCCCUGUAAACUUGGGAGAUCAAAGGUCAAUGAAGGUGGUAUAGAGUUUUUGAGUA
Messenger RNA from Carya illinoinensis, 936 nucleotides. Its product is annotated as coatomer subunit zeta-1-like. The coding region runs from base 119 to 652 and encodes 177 amino acids. The transcript is spliced from 6 exons. Lineage: Eukaryota; Viridiplantae; Streptophyta; Magnoliopsida; Fagales; Juglandaceae. Gene Ontology annotation, cellular component: COPI vesicle coat. Gene Ontology annotation, biological process: retrograde vesicle-mediated transport, Golgi to endoplasmic reticulum; intracellular protein transport; intra-Golgi vesicle-mediated transport. The record is from RefSeq and is a predicted model, not a curated record.